Messenger RNA from Helianthus annuus (common sunflower), 2177 nucleotides. RefSeq lists its product as uncharacterized. The record is from RefSeq and is a predicted model, not a curated record. The coding region runs from base 543 to 1619 and encodes 358 amino acids. Lineage: Eukaryota; Viridiplantae; Streptophyta; Magnoliopsida; Asterales; Asteraceae. The transcript has 2 exons.
UACUAACUUUAUCACUGGUUGAUUUGUUUUGGACCGACUUUAAAUUUUCUUAAUGAGGAUAGAAAUGUGAUAGAAAUUGCAUACUUAAUAGCAUAUUGUAAUUGUGAAAGGGGGAUUAGUGUAAUUACUACUUCUAUAAAUAAGGCAUUUGUCAUUAUAGAAAGGGGGAAAAAGAUACCGGUAGAUUGUUAGGCUCAUUGCAUUAACAUGAGAAGGGCAUAGCCCUGGAUCACUUCGGUGGUUAGUUACUUUGGAUUAUCUUCUUCAAUCAUUCAAUGUAGUUACAUAUUUGCUUUCAUCACUUCUAUAAAAUUCAGUUGCUAUCAUUGGUCCGACCUGCUACUCUGCUCUACCACCGCUCGAUCAUCAAUUCAACCAGAUCUAUCGUUCUAAUUGAUUCACCGAUUCAAUAAGCUUUUUCUAGGGUUUCAAUCGUUUACAUCUCUAUCCAGUUCGUUUCAAUUUCCAAUUCUCAGAUCUCACUUCGAUUUCUACAUCCAGAUCUAUAAUUCCAAUUCAUUCUGUUUUUUUUCGACUCCAUCAUGGUGAAUCAAACUGCUCGAUUGGAUGCUCAUGAACAACAAAUUCAUCAAUUACAAUCUGAUGUUGCUGAGAUUAAGGCAUCUCUCACAGCGUUGAAUGAAGAUCGGGCUGAUUUCGUUGAAUUUCGUAAAGCUGUGUUAGCGUGGAUGAAAUCGCAGGAGAAGAAACAUGUGGAUGAUUCAUCUGGAUCUGGAUCUUCAAGUAUUGUGUUCUCGAAGUUCGGCCCCAAAUCUGGCUCUUCUGAUCCUCCGUCUGGCUUACCAUGGACUGUGAAGAAGGUGCACUUGCCUGAAUUCUCUGGUUUUGAUCCACAAGGCUGGAUCCAGAAGGCGAACCUGUUUUUUGAUCUCAAUCAGACUCCUGAUGCUUCUCGCUUACAGCUUGCUCAAUUGAGUAUGAUUGGUGCUGCUCAACAUUGGUUCACAAUCAUCAAUCAGGUUCAUCCGUCCUUGACUUGGCUCCAAUUUCAGUCCGAAUUGUUGCAACGUUUCACUGGUCUCUCGAUUCAGAAUCCGUGUGAACAGUUAGCUACUAUUAAGCAAUCGGAUUCCAUCUUUGAUUAUAUUGAUGAUUUCGAGUAUGUGUUAUCCUUGGUUCCUCAUUUACCGGAGUCUCAAACUCUUGGCUAUUUCAUUGCGGGUUUGAAGGACAAUGUCAAACAACAAGUCCGUUUACAUCGCCCCACUACUUGUAUGGAUGCUAUGUAUUUGGCUAAAGAUGUGGAUUUGAUUCUUCGGCCAUCAAAAUCCAGUUCGUUGGUAUCUCGUUUUCGGUAUUUGUCACAUAUCGGGUUGCCUUCUAUGGAUUCUAGGAACGAGCAUCGUGUGUGGGAUACCACGGGCUCUAAAAUUGUUGACAAUUAUGGGGCUGCAAAUGCGCAAGUGGGUAUCCAUGAUCGAGGCAUUCGUUCAUUAUCUUGUGCCGAGUGGGAGGAUCGGAAGAAGAAGGGAUUGUGUUUUAAGUAUGGCCAAGUUUACAGUCCUAGCCACAAGUGUCCGGCGGGUAGUCUUCGUGUCUUAUUACUUGGGGAUGAUGAAUGGGAUGAAGUGGACGAGCUGACUAUGCAUUUCGGAUGAGGGUGUGCAAACAGUUGUAGGAUCUAUUCACAAGUCUUGAGGACAAGUCUUGACUUAUAGAGGGAGUACUGAUAGAAAUUUCAUACUUAAUAGCAUAUUGUAAUUGUGAAAGGGGGGUUAGUGUAAUUACUACUUCUAUAAAUAAGGCAUUAGUCAUUAUAGAAAGGGGGAAAAUAUACUGGUAGGUUGUUAGGCUCAUUGCAUUAGCAUGAGAAGGGCAUAGCCCUGGAUCACUUCGGUGGUCCUGCUCAAGCUCAAAAUUUUAGGGAUUCACUUGCAGAAGCAAAAUCUGAUAUUGUAGUGAAGGUGUUCUUUUUAUCUUUUUUUUUUUUUUUUUUUUUGUUAUAGUAAUAGUACUACUUAAAGAACAAAUCAAUAGGUUGACACCAACCGGAUGUAUGUAGUAAUGACCUUUACAGUGCAAUAGUACUACUUAAAGAACAAAUCAAUAGGUUGACACCAACUGGAUGUAUGUGGUAAUGAUCUUUACAGUAUAAAUGCGAAUUAUUGAGUGGUCUUUACACCACUAUUAAUAUAAGAGAUUACUAUGACCAGCAA